AUGACUGGUAAGGUCAUAAUCGUCACUGGGGCCUCCUCGGGGUUGGGAUUUGAAAUUAGCAAAUAUUUGGCGGAAGGUGGGAACGAUGUGGUGCUUGCCUGCAGGGACAAAGAGAAAGCAGAAGAUGCUGUCACUAAAAUAAAAACACAAUAUCCGUCUGCUCUUGUCCAAUCAAUGGAGUUAGAUCUCUGUUCCUCAUCUUCCAUAAGAAAUUUCUCAAAAGAAUUUAUGAGAAGCAAACGAAAGCUCAACGUACUGAUCAACAAUGCCGGGGCAUUCGUAAAGGGCAAAAAUCAUUCGCCUGAACUCACGUCUGAGGGAUUAGAGUGCAACAUGUCAUCUAAUUAUUUUGGUCACUUCCUGUUGACCCAUUUAUUGCUGGACUACCUUUCACAAACGGCCACCAUUGAUGAAGAAAGCCGCAUCAUAAACAUCACGUGCAGAUCUCACAACAAGAUAGGCAGAUGGUACCAAAAAGAUUUAGAGUCUUUGGACCCGAACAACAUGCAACUACUGAAGAUGGAUACAUACACAGACAAGCAGGCAUACAAAAACUCCAAACUAUGCAGCGUGCUCUUCACGUACAAGCUUGCUGACGAGGUGAAGGCUGAGAAUGUCACUCCUGGGAAGUAUUACAAGAACGGCCGUCCGUCAAGGUCAUCCCUGGAAUCGUACGACCUUGAACUUCAGAGGUCGCUGUGGAAAAACUCUUGCAAGGUCACAGGCAUCAGAGGAAGUAUGGCGGCCGGAGCCGCCUUCGAUAACCUCAGCCUGAAGGAUUGA
Molecule: messenger RNA, 783 nt
Organism: Helobdella robusta
Lineage: Eukaryota; Metazoa; Annelida; Clitellata; Rhynchobdellida; Glossiphoniidae
Exons: 6
Coding region: 1-783 (260 amino acids)
Source: RefSeq, a predicted model, not a curated record